This is a messenger RNA of Polistes canadensis, 1184 nucleotides long. RefSeq names its product RNA-binding protein 7. Gene Ontology annotation, cellular component: nucleus. The transcript has 2 exons. NCBI's taxonomy places the organism in Eukaryota, Metazoa, Arthropoda, Insecta, Hymenoptera, Vespidae. Gene Ontology annotation, molecular function: single-stranded RNA binding. The coding region runs from base 166 to 768 and encodes 200 amino acids. The record is from RefSeq and is a predicted model, not a curated record. Gene Ontology annotation, biological process: regulation of alternative mRNA splicing, via spliceosome.
CUGCAUUUUUUGGCAUAUCACAUACUAUCGAUCUAUAAAUGUAUCUCUGACAAAAAAUUUAUGUGUAUAAAUAAUAAUAGUAAAUAAUACAAUUUGUUGCGGAAUAUUAAGAUUUUAUGAAGAAUAAUAUUUAUUUUCGAAUUUUUCUUAAAAAAAAGCUUAAAAAUGGAUGAAGAUAUACGUACAUUAUGGUGUGGAAAUUUAAGUGAACAAGUUACAGAAGAUAUUCUUUAUGAAUUAUUUUUACAAGGUGGUCCAAUACAAAAAGUUGCCAUACCUAAAGAUCGUGACGGAAAGCAAAGAACUUACGGUUUUGUAACAUAUAAACAUGUUAGUUCUGUAUCCUACGCGUUAGUUUUGUUUAACGGAACUAAACUAUUUAAUCGGCUCAUUAACAUGAAAACAAGAAAUAAAGUAGAAUCAUCGGAAGUAGAAAAACAAAGACAAGAACAUAUUUAUAAUUUGAAUCAUUUACUUCAAUUGGGUCAACAAACAUUUAUAGGGAACCUUAUGUCGAAUGCAGGUUCGGACAUAUUACCUAUGAACGUAUCACCGAACACAGUUACCUGUAGUGGAAAAAUUGAUAAUCAUCGUGACGACAGACAUUCUAGAAGAAAUCAUCCUUAUCAUCGUGAUCAUGAAAAUAAUAGACGCGAUCAUCAUAAAAAUCAUAAACCUUAUAGAAACAGAAGUCAUUCGAAUAGUAGCCGUUCGAGUGAUUAUUCUAAACAUAGUAAUUAUAAAAAUAAUAGAAAACAUUACCAUUAAUAUUUUGUAUAAAUACAAAUUUAAUAAAAUAACACAUGUAUAUAUAUUAACUUUAACAAAUUUUUAAUUUUUAUUAAAGAUACGUACAAUAGAUUACUAAUAAUGAUAUUAAUUAAAGAAAUUCAAAUUAUUAUAAGUAACAAAAUUUAUUGCAAAUCUUAAACGUAUAACAUAAAAGAGAUGUAUUAUUACAAUACCUUAAAUUGUGUGACUGUUCAUUUCUUAUUUUUUUCAAAAUAUCAACAGCUUUCUUUGCCAUCAUUAUAAGAGCACCAUUUAUAUUGCCACUGGGCAAAGAUGGUAGCACAGACGCAUCCACUACAUAUAAAUUUGUUGUAUUAUAUACCCUAAAAUAAUUGUUUCUUUUUUAUAGAACAAAUCAACAAUGAAAAUAAAUAAUUAAAUAUAUUAAUAAA